Molecule: messenger RNA, 609 nt
Organism: Procambarus clarkii (red swamp crayfish)
Lineage: Eukaryota; Metazoa; Arthropoda; Malacostraca; Decapoda; Cambaridae
Source: RefSeq, a predicted model, not a curated record
AUGGAACACACAAAACAGCAGAUGGAACACACAAAACAGCAGAUGGAACACAUAAAACAGCAGAUGGAACACACAAAACAGCAGAUGGAACACACAAAACAGCAGAUGGAACACACAAAACAGCAGAUGGAACACACAAAACAGCAGGUGGAACACACAAAACAGCAGAUGGAACACACAAAACAGCAGGUGGAACACACAAAACAGCAGGUGGAACACACAAAACAGCAGAUGGAACACACAAAACAGCAGAUGGAACACACAAAACAGCAGAUGGAACACACAAAACAGCAGAUGGAACACACAAAACAGCAGGUGGAACACACAAAACAGCAGAUGGAACACACAAAACAGCAGAUGGAACACACAAAACAGCAGAUGGAACACACAAAACAGCAGGUGGAACACACAAAACAGCAGAUGGAACACACAAAACAGCAGGUGGAACACACAAAACAGCAGAUGGAACACACAAAACAGCAGAUGGAACACACAAAACAGCAGAUGGAACACACAAAACAGCAGAUGGAACACACAAAACAGCAGAUGGAACACACAAAACAGCAGAUGGAACACACAAAACAGCAGAUGGAACAACACACCCUGUAG